Messenger RNA from Puma concolor (puma), 858 nucleotides. It is a transcript of the gene CIBAR2, whose product is annotated as CBY1 interacting BAR domain containing 2. The record is from RefSeq and is a predicted model, not a curated record. Lineage: Eukaryota; Metazoa; Chordata; Mammalia; Carnivora; Felidae. Gene Ontology annotation, cellular component: ciliary transition zone; ciliary basal body. Gene Ontology annotation, biological process: cilium assembly.
AUGAGCAUCGUUCUCUCCAGGGACAGCCAGGUGAGGGUGAUGGAGGACACGGUGACCAACGCCGAGAAGCACUUGGGCCAGUUCUGCUCGAUGCUGGCUGCCUACGCCCGCAAGACGGCCCAGGUGCGGGACAAGGCCGACCGGCUGGUCAAACAGCUCAUCGACUUCGCCAACACCGAGCACCCCGAGAUGCGGGCCACCUUGAGGAGCUUCGCCGAGGACCUGGCCAAAGUCCAGGAUUACCGGCAGGCCGAGGUCGAGAGGCUGGAGACCAAGGUCAUCAGCCCCCUGAAACUCUACGGGGCCCACAUCAAGCAAACGCGGGCCGAGAUCAAGAAGCUAAAGCAAGUCCAGAAAAACGAGAUCAAGCAACUGGCAAAGCUGGGGAAACUGAGGCAGAAGUCACCAUCGGAUCGGCUAACCAUUAGCCAGGCAGAGACCAGCGUGCAGAGGGCCUCGGCGGAUGCCAGCCACACCACCCACCAGCUGGGGGAGAUGAUUGAAGCCUUCCAGAAGCGGAAGCUGAUGGAUCUUCAGAAAAUUUUUUCAGACUUUGUCACUAUUGAGAUGGUCUUACAUGCCAAAGCGGUGGAGGUAUAUUCCAGCGCCUUCCAGACCCUGGAGAACUACGACCCGGAGAGAGACCUUGAGGAUUUUCGAGCCAAGAUGCACGGGCUCUACGGACAUUGCGAUGCUCGGCCACUCACGGACACCGUCUCCUCCCCGGCUGUCCCAUGGUCUCUCACUGGCCAGAGCGCUCAGACCGCCCUACGGGGCGAGAGAAGAGAAGACGAGGAGACUAUGGAAGCCUCUGCCAAGGAAGACCUCAGAGGACGGGGGCGGGCGCUCCAUCAAUAG